Messenger RNA from Zymoseptoria tritici IPO323, 690 nucleotides. RefSeq lists its product as uncharacterized. The coding region runs from base 1 to 690 and encodes 229 amino acids. The transcript has 3 exons. The record is from RefSeq and is a predicted model, not a curated record. NCBI's taxonomy places the organism in Eukaryota, Fungi, Ascomycota, Dothideomycetes, Mycosphaerellales, Mycosphaerellaceae.
AUGACCAGAUGGACGGAAGUUUUUCCGGACCUUGGCGCAUCGAUUCGCUUCUGGGCUGAGACCAAUCAGGUGUCCAAAGAGUGUUGGCCGUUGCGAGCUCGUCACCAUCUCUGGCAUUGCUACCCGGUUCGUAUGCCCGCCCGCCGGGAUGAGUUCGUCCAGGAUGAUGAGGAGGAGACCCGCCCGGUGAAGAAGUCUGCGCCGGUGAAUGAUUCUACAUUGGCACGGGGAAGCCGCCGUGUCUCUCCCCGACACUUCAUCAAGGCCAAGCUCGCCGCCAUCGCAAAGAAGAACGUGCUACGAAUCACGGACUCUCGCGUCGCAGACAUCGUGGCCGAGUCCAACAGAAACGUCAUUCACCCCGCCGACACCGCGAUGCAGCAUCUCCUGAUGCUGCACCACCACGCCAAGGCUAUCAACAACACCGAGCUCACCACCCGCGCCGACGACUUCAGCCAGAGCGGAGCCAGCGACUUCAGCCAUACCGAACAAGCCGACUCCGCAUCGUCGCACAAUUGUCAAGCAGGCACAGCGCCUGAAGAACGUCGAAAGGGCCUGUUUGCUCCUGUUCAAGGCCAGUGCGGAGCACAUCGAUGUGCUUGGUCGGCUGGCCCAGUCCAACAACGGCGGCACCUACUAGACCGCUCUUGGGACGCAUGGGAUUUGGCAUUGGGCGUUGGUCGAGAUUGA